Molecule: messenger RNA, 2099 nt
Organism: Mugil cephalus (flathead mullet)
Lineage: Eukaryota; Metazoa; Chordata; Actinopteri; Mugiliformes; Mugilidae
Gene: bloc1s6
Product: biogenesis of lysosomal organelles complex-1, subunit 6, pallidin
Exons: 6
Coding region: 190-708 (172 amino acids)
Biological process (GO): intracellular transport
Cellular component (GO): extrinsic component of membrane; transport vesicle; BLOC-1 complex
Source: RefSeq, a predicted model, not a curated record
CACGUGAUGACGCAGGAGUCACAUGACGUCUUGUCAGGCGCUGCAACAAAUCCAAAAAAAAACAAAACUGUCCGAUGUUUCUCCUUCUUCCCUCAACGCGAUAAGUGAGCUCAUCGCGGCCAGUGAUAAUUUUAAAAUAGACAGUAAAACAGGAAAACAAAGCAGACUGGGUCAACAGAGUCGUUGCAAAUGGAGGUAGAGGGGAUGGAGGAGGAGGGAGCAUCGUCCCAGAGUGAACUUCCCCACAGUGAAGAUCCCCAGUUGCCACAGCAGGAAUCACUACAUCUGAAGAGCUCAGCCCCCGUAGAGAACGUGUAUGUGGAUAAGAAAGCUGUGGACAAACUAACAGAAGGAUUACUCUCUCACUACCUACCAGACCUGCAGAACUCUAAACGAGCCCUCCAAGAGCUCACACAAAAUCAGGUGAUAUUGUUAGACACACUGGACCAGGAAGUCACCAAGUUCAGAGAAUGUAACGCCUUGCUGGACCUCAAUUCCCUGUUUACAGAGGCAAAGAUUUACCACAACAAACUGGUGAACAUAAGGAAAGAGAUGAUCAUGCUCCACGAGCGGACGACAAAGCUAAAGAAAAGAGCUUUGAAGCUGCAGCAACAAAAGCAGAAGGAGGCGCUGGAGAAGGAGCAGCAGCGCGAGAAGGAGCUCGAGAGAGAACGGCAGCUUACAGCCAAACCCGCUAAGAGAAUGUAGGACCCUCUGUUACGCGCGCUGUAUUAAAGGACCCCCGCAGGUGGUUUUGCAUGUUUUAGUCGAUUUAUUACACAUCAGCCAUGCGUCUCAUAACUGCGGACCAUUUUCCAAAGCGCAACGUAUUUUUUUAAAGAUAUUUUUUUACCUUUUUUUAUGACGAAAACACGGUAGAGAAUCAGAGGAUGGAGUGCAGAAGAAGUGCAGGGGGAGGGUGCAUGGGAUGGAGCUCAUUGCGGCUCAUUGUUUCCACUUAUUUUGUAGGAUUUUUGUGGCAUCUAGCAGCAACUGUGCACCCAUUGUCUCACUCUUCCUCCUCCAAGUGUGUAGGAGAACCUAUGGUGGCAGACGCACGACAGCUGUGAAAGGGCUCUUGUCAGGCCGGUUUUCGGUUCGAAAGAGGACCCGCUCCAUGUGUUGAUGUGAAGGAGUUUACACUUUACUAGAAACAGAAAUAUGCAUCUCAUAUUCAGUUUCUCCUAACAGAAAAACAGUAAAUCCCUCACACUGGUGUGUUGCAUGUAAUCAAUCACAUCUAAUUUAUAUAUUUGUUGCAUGAUGAUACGCUUGACAGUAUUCAUUCAUUUUCAUGGGUUUGAUUUGCACAAUACAUACAGUUAAGACGAUAAAAGCUUUUACCUAUAUCAGGUAGGUUUAUGUGGUAUAUUUGAGGACAGGUUUGCCACCUAUUAACUGCUGACCUUGUUUAAAAGUUUUGGAAAUGGCUUCAAACUCCUGUAGCUUAACACUUUUCAUUUCUUAAUUUUCUACCUAAUUUUCUACCUAGACUCAAGACCUCAUUAGGAAACAAACUUGGAACAGGCUAGAGUUUUGAGAAAGUAAGAAUCAGUUAAAACUCACUUUGGAAAAUGGUUUGCUUAAUAUGCUGGUUGGUGGGUUUUUUUUGUUAUUCUUUGCGAAUCGGCCAAAAGUUGCAAAACCCCUGAUGUGUGUUCCCGUCUGACAUUUGCCAAGAUCACCACAAACCAAAGACAUGGACUAAAUCAUCAAAUGCUGGUACCCGCUCUCCACCUCUGACGACACGCAAACCUGUGCAGUCUCACUGAGAACAGAACAAAUUGCUCCGAGACACUUUAGGAGAAUCACUGCGUCCGCUGUCUUUUGUAAAAUAUUAAAUGUUGUCCCUGGGCGCCGUGCCCUGUUUAGUGUUGAAUGUUAUAAAAACAGGCAUGUUGUUAAAAUAGUUCUGCACUAAAUUUGACUGAGUAUCCGAGGUCCAGUUAACGUGUCUGAGAUUAUACGAUAAUCAAACGUUGCCCUCACUACACACUGCAUCUGUAAAUGUGUUCGGCAGACAUUUUGAGAAGCUUCUAUGCACUAGUUAUGCCUGAAACUAUGCUAUUUGUACAGUUAAUAAUAAAAGCAGAAGAAAA